AUGCCUAUCCAAUCAAGAUGGUCUACCCCGACGCCUCAAAUAUCUCUACCUACCUGGGUCUUUGGAAGCGAACAGUAUGGCCCACGCAAUGAAAAGAUCGCGUUUGUGGAUGCCGAUGACCCAAACAAUACCUUGACAAUUUGGGAGUUCGAGAUAUACUCCAAACGCUUGGCAGUAGGUCUCCGUCGUCUGGGCGUUAAGCCAGGCGAUAGAGUCUUGGAGUUCUUUGAGAAUGGAAUCUUUGCCCCAUGUCUGUUCUUCGGCAUCAUUAUGGCGGGUGCCAUCUAUACAGGCGCGAGUUCUUCAAGCACGUCUUUAGAACUCAGCUACCAGCUGAAAGAUAGCGGUGUUGUUGGUACUAACGUCCAGGGAUAUGAAGUCCCAAGAGCUUAUGUCGUGAGGCGCCCUAGCUCAUGUCUUACUGCUCACAAUAUAAUGAGUUGGAUGGAAAUUAAGGUUGCAAGCUAUAAGCGUCUCGAAGGUGGCAUAGUCUUUGUCAAUGAUAUUCCCCGAACUCAGUUAAAUUAA
Molecule: messenger RNA, 528 nt
Organism: Fusarium musae
Lineage: Eukaryota; Fungi; Ascomycota; Sordariomycetes; Hypocreales; Nectriaceae
Exons: 2
Coding region: 1-528 (175 amino acids)
Biological process (GO): secondary metabolic process
Molecular function (GO): CoA-ligase activity
Source: RefSeq, a predicted model, not a curated record